Molecule: messenger RNA, 996 nt
Organism: Anthostomella pinea
Lineage: Eukaryota; Fungi; Ascomycota; Sordariomycetes; Xylariales; Xylariaceae
Source: the annotation of a GenBank genome assembly
AUGCGGAAAGUCUUGAACAUGGCUGGUGCCAGUGAUCGAUUGCCGAGACCGCCUUACGACCCGGAGAUCGAAUCCAUCAUCAACUCCCUGGGCGGAAUGCCUGAGCGGUACGAGGUCGAGAAGCUACGGAAGGACGCGGCCGUUCGGAUACAACCCUUCACCAACGCCCUGCUUGCCGAUAAGAGCGUCUGCGUCGAGGAUGUCACCAUCCCUGGACCACGGCAGGGUCUGACGGUGUCGGUGGUUCGACCAAUCGGAGUCCGGUGUGGUAGUCAACCAUGCAUUGUCUAUAUUCACGGCGGCGCCCUGGUCGCAGCCAAUCGAUUCGCUGGUCUCGACACAAGUGUGACAUGGGCAAGGGAGUUCAACGCCAUUAGUAUCAGCGUCGAAUACGGCCGGGCGCCCGAGAACAGUGGCCAGCAACCCGCUGAGGACUGCUAUGCCGCCUUAACGUGGGUGGGCUCGAACCUCACACAGCUUGGGAUCGACCCUGAACGCCUCAUUCUUUACGGGACUUCAGCGGGAGGAGGCUUGGCCGCGGCCACUGCGCUCAUGGCGCGCGACAAGGGUGGCCCGAAGCUCUGCGGCCUCUUCCUCGAGUGCCCUAUGCUGGACGACAGGAAUCAGGCGGUCUCCACGCAGCAGUUCUCGACGGGCCCCUUUUUCAACUCAACCCUGAACAAGUUUGCCUGGGCUUGUCUCCUUGGCGAGCGGGUCGGGACCAGUUCUGUCACCGAGUAUGAAGCUCCAGCUCGCUCCCUCGACCUUGCCGGGCUGCCCCCUACCUUCAUCGACUGUGCUUCUGCGGACCCCUUUCGAGACGAGAUUGUUGCUUUUGCAUCAAAGCUCUGGGAGGAUGGCGUGGCAGCCGAGUUACACGUGUGGCCGGGAGGCCCCCACGGAUAUGACAGGAUCGUACCAUCGGCUCCUAUCUCGGUGCAGGCGAGGCAGGCCAGAUUGGCCUGGAUUCGCAGGGCUUUCACAAAAAGCAUCUGA